This is a messenger RNA of Equus caballus (horse), 9268 nucleotides long. It is a transcript of the gene THSD4, whose product is annotated as thrombospondin type 1 domain containing 4. Gene Ontology annotation, biological process: proteolysis; extracellular matrix organization. Gene Ontology annotation, molecular function: metalloendopeptidase activity. Gene Ontology annotation, cellular component: extracellular matrix. The record is from RefSeq and is a predicted model, not a curated record. NCBI's taxonomy places the organism in Eukaryota, Metazoa, Chordata, Mammalia, Perissodactyla, Equidae.
GCGCGCCCGAGCCGCUGGCCGCCCGCGCAGCCCGACGCGGAACCGGGGCGCAGCGGGAGCCCGUUCAGGGCGGGCGCGGGGCGGCGGCGGCGGCCGUCCAUGCGGCGGGCUCGGGGCUGCCCGGCGCCGGGAACCACGCGGGGGCGAGGCGAGGCGGCCACCGGCCGCUCCGGGACGCGGACCGCCAGGAUUUGAACACCACUCUCAUCUGCAGAAAAUUGGCAACAUCUCCGAGGAGCCCUUGCUUUACCUGGGACCCCCAGCAUCAUGGUUGUUCCCCGUUUCAUGGAGUCUUUCAGUGUCCUGGGUUCCCUCCUGCUGCUUGGAUUCCAGCUCGUCUGCCCACAGCCCUCCACUGAACACAGAAAGGUCCCGCAGCGGAUGGUGGCGGCGGCCGAAGGCGCGCAGGAGGACGGCGGCGGAGGCGCCCCGGGCGUCUGGGGCGCCUGGGGGCCCUGGUCCGCCUGCUCGCGCAGCUGCAGCGGCGGCGUGAUGGAGCAGACGCGGCCCUGCCUGCCCGGCUCAUACCGCGCGCGCACUGGCCCGCGGCCCGGAGUCCCCGCGCGCGCCUUCGCGGGCCACGUGGUGUCGGCCGUGCGCACGUCGGUGCCGCUGCACCGGAGCCGCGAGGAGCCGCGCGCGCCGGCCGGCCUCAACGCCAGCCGCCAGGGCCCAGUGCUGCGGGGCAGCCGGCACCCGCAGCCCCGCGGCCGCGAGCCCGCGGCGGAGAGAAGGAGCAGGACCCGAGGUCCCAUCGGCCCUGGCAAGUAUGGCUAUGGUAAGGCGCCGUACAUCUUACCACUGCAGACGGACUCUGCCCACUCACCGCAGAGGCUUCGGAGGCAGAGGCCCUCAUCUCGGCAUUCGAGGUCCCAGGGAGCAUCUGGUUCUAGCCCUGGCUACAGCCCGCCAGCCUACCGGGCCCCCCAGCAUGGGCCUCUGUACCAGAGUGACAGUGGCCCUCGUUCUGGACUGCAGGCCUCAGAGGCCUCCAUCUACCAGCUGCCUUUGACCCAUGAUCAAGGCUUCCCUGCAGCUUCAAGUCUCUUCCAUAGCCCAGAAACAGGCAGCAGCCAUGGCACUGGGGCCCACAGGGCAGCUCAGAGCUUCUCCCAGCCUGCCCGGUCUACGGCAAUCUCCUGCAUCGGGGCCUAUCGGCAGUACAAGCUGUGCAACACCAACGUGUGCCCAGAAAGCAGUAGAAGUAUCCGGGAGGUACAGUGUGCAUCCUACAACAACAAGCCGUUCAUGGGCCGGUUUUAUGAAUGGGAACCAUUUGCAGAAGUAAAGGGCAAUCGGAAGUGUGAAUUGAACUGCCAGGCAAUGGGCUACCGCUUCUACGUACGGCAAGCUGAGAAGGUCAUUGAUGGUACCCCCUGCGACCAGAACGGCACGGCCAUCUGCGUGUCUGGGCAGUGCAAGAGCAUUGGCUGCGAUGACUACCUAGGCUCCGACAAAGUCGUGGACAAAUGCGGGGUGUGCGGAGGCGAUAACACGGGCUGUCAGGUUGUGUCGGGCGUGUUUAAGCAUGCCCUCACCAGCCUGGGCUACCAUCGAGUUGUUGAGAUUCCCCAAGGAGCCACAAAAAUCAACAUCACCGAGAUGUACAAGAGCAACAACUAUUUGGCCUUGCGAAGUCGUUCUGGCCGCUCCAUCAUCAACGGGAACUGGGCAAUUGACCGGCCUGGAAAAUAUGAGGGUGGAGGAACGAUGUUCACCUACAAGCGUCCAAAUGAGAUCUCGAGCACUGCUGGAGAGUCCUUUUUGGCCGAAGGUCCCACUAAUGAGAUCUUGGAUGUCUAUAUGAUACACCAGCAGCCUAACCCAGGAGUCCACUACGAGUACGUUAUCAUGGGGACCAACGCCAUCAGCCCACAGGUGCCACCUCACAGGAGACCAGGGGAGCCCUUCAAUGGCCAGCUGGUCACAGAAGGAAGGAGCGCGGAGGAGGGAGAAGAGAAAGAGAGGAAUGAGGAGAAGGAAGACCUGCACGGUGCGGCACCUGAAAUAUUCACCUCAGAAGCAGCACAGCCCUUCCCGGUCAGGCAUCCAGACAGAUUUUCUUCCCACCAUCCAGACAAUUUGGUGCCACCAGCACCACAGCCCCCACGGCGAAGCCGGGAUCACAACUGGAAACAGCUCGGGACAACAGAAUGCUCGACGACCUGUGGGAAAGGCUCGCAGUACCCUAUUUUUCGCUGUGUGCACAGAAGCACUCACGAAGAGGUCCCUGAGAGCUACUGUGACUCCAGCAUGAAGCCGACCCCGGAGGAGGAGCCCUGCAACAUCUUCCCUUGCCCAGCCUUCUGGGACAUCGGGGAGUGGUCCGAGUGCAGCAAGACCUGCGGCCUGGGCAUGCAGCAUCGCCAGGUUCUGUGCCGCCAGGUGUACGCCAACCGCAGCCUGACGGUGCAGCCCUACCGCUGCCAGCACCUGGAGAAGCCCGAGACCACCAGCACCUGCCAGCUCAAGAUCUGCAGCGAGUGGCAGAUCCGGACGGACUGGACCUCGUGCUCAGUGCCUUGUGGAGUGGGACAGAGGACCCGAGACGUGAAGUGUGUGAGCAACAUUGGGGACGUGGUUGACGAUGAGGAAUGCAACAUGAGGCUCCGGCCGAAUGACAUUGAGAACUGCGACAUGGGACCCUGUGCGAAGAGCUGGUUCCUCACCGAGUGGAGUGAAAGGUGCUCGGCAGAGUGUGGGGUCGGAGUGCGGACACGCUCGGUGGUGUGCAUGACCAACCACGUCAGCAGCCUGCCCCUGGAGGGCUGUGGGAACAACCGGCCAGCGGAGGCCACCCCGUGUGACAACGGGCCCUGCACGGGCAAGGUGGAGUGGUUUGCGGGGAGCUGGAGUCAGUGUUCCAUCGAGUGUGGGAGCGGGACCCAACAGAGGGAGGUGAUUUGUGUUAGGAAGAAUGCAGAUACUUUUGAAGUGCUUGACCCCUAUGAAUGUUCCUUCCUGGAGAGACCCCCCAGCCAGCAAUCCUGCCACCUCAAGCCUUGUGGGGCCAAAUGGUUUAACACAGAAUGGAGCAUGUGCUCCAAGAGCUGCCAGGGCGGUUUCCGGGUCCGGGAAGUGCGCUGUCUGUCAGAUGAUAUGACCCUAAGUAAUCUCUGUGACCCUCAGUUGAAACCAGAAGAGAAAGAAUCUUGUAACCCUCAGGACUGUGUCCCUGAAGUUGAUGAAAACUGCAAGGACAGGUACUACAACUGCAACGUGGUGGUCCAGGCGCGGCUCUGCGUCUACAACUACUACAAGACGGCCUGCUGCGCCUCCUGCACUCGCGUGGCCAACAGGCAGCUGGGCUUCCUGGGGAGCAGAUAACACACCCACACCCCGUCAGUAGGGCUGGACAGGGAGUCUGUGAGCAGUGGGACUGGCUGGCUCCUGCUCCACCAGGGGCUCCCUGGCCCGAUGCGCUGCCAGCCAACUGAGUCAUCACCUCCGUGUAAGGUGUACACGUGGUUCCCAGGAGCAAAGCCACGUUGUCCUUUGAGCAUCGCCAUAAACUGAUCAUCCCCUCCUUGGGAAACGUGGCAUCUGCCAACUGUGCUCCCUGAAAACCAAGCAGUGGGGAGUGCGCGUGGCUCUCAGCCAGACUCCCAGCCUGCACUUUCUAGGUCAGCGGUCGGGCCCUGACUGGGCACUGCCUUGUCCCUGGUGCUACCGGCCUUUCCAAUAUCAGCGCCCUUGGGGAGUCGGAGGGGCAGUGCCCACCCCAGAGCCCCAGAAGCCUUGCUGAGACGCCCACUUCCCUGUUACCUCAGCCCACAGUGCCUGUUUUCAUUCUCGAAGACGUUAGGCUGUUUUCCUGCCUUACGACACAGAUAUCUCCUGUCAGUAUAGAGCUUUAUUGUUCUGCAGGUGUAUUCACAGAUAUUAGCUCAUAGCGGCUCACAGCGCCUCAGAAUGGGAGGCAGGGAAUGAAUCAUUAUCCCCAUUUUACUGACAAGGAAACUGAGACUCAACUUAGGUAACUGAGCUGCCGGGUACGGUCACCCGUUCAGUGGCAGAGCUGAGUCCCGACCCCAAGCGUCUGACCACAAAGCCCUCACCCCGAGGCCUUAGUCUUGGGUCUGCGGGAUGUGGCUUCAUUUCAGACCGAGAGGCUGAGAAGUUUCCGGUUCAGCACAUGAAACCCAGGCCUUUGAGUUUUCCUCUGACCAGAGGUCAGGACGUCAUCCCCUGCGCUCAGUUGUUUCAGAAGUCUGUUUCUAUUUAUGCCUUCCCCCAGGAAGUCAUGGAUCCUGGUUACAGCACUCUGCAGGUUUGUUAAACCCCAUCAGGAAUGGAAUUGUCCCAUGAGAUGAGAAGGCCAUUGGAGGGCAACAAGGUGACUGCCUGAAACACUGAUUCUGUUCCCCAGUGAUAGGUUCCUCCCAUGGAAUCACACAUCAGGGUCCCGUUGGCCACAGAGCCUUUCAGGUCCCCGACCAGGUUUCCCGACAGCUCUGCCCUAGGCUGUCUCCCCUCCUUAGCCGUCUCUCCUGGGCUGUUCACACUCAUCACCCAGGAAUCCCAACCAAGCUAUCCCAGCAAACCCUGCACUUCCAUUAGAAAGAGUCUCCCUUUGCUCUUUCUUGAUUGACUUAUGGAUUUCUCUCUGUGACUUUGCAUCCCUCCUUUCUCCCAUGACUCACAACCCAUAUCCUCCCCUUCCAGACUUCAGCAUUAAGAUCUACGUUAAUACAGCCAACCUGGGAGAAGGGGCUGUGAACUCUUCCAGUGAUGGCCACAGCGGCAGGGUCUUCCCUGCUUCACUUCCCCUAACUCUGUAGUUCGAGAGGCCUCAGGCUGGAAGGCGGGUACAGUACAUAUGGAAAGGUGAACUAGCUGAAAAACCAGUUAAGAAGAAGAAAUAUAUAUAUAUAUGUAUUUUAGAUAUAUUCUUUCACUCACUCAUUAAGAAAACUAUCAGGCUAAACAAAUUGUAAGCUUGUAGAAAAUUUAUCUUAUUUAGUACCAUGCUCCCUGGCCUGUUUCCCUUUGAAAGCACGCCUGGAUUCUCAGCAUUUGAGUUUCUGCUGUGAGCCCUUUCCCCUGAAAAUCUGCUAAUCUGAUGAUCAUUUGGGGCUUUUGGAAGCAGACGCCAGCCUGGUCUGAUGCACUCCAUCAGCUUCCCACGACCCUAGGGUUUUCAGAAACUCUAGCUGGCCUUUCUGUGGGUGUCCUUCUCUUCCUAGAGAGCCCCAGCCAUCACUUCCCUGAAGCACCCCCAUCUCUCCUGAUUUUAUGGAACUUGUGCAAUAAGCCACUGGGCUGAGGCCCAGGAGCUCAUGCCCACCAAGCAAAAGGAGACCAGAGAAGCCAAGCGUGUGGUGUCCCGCCCAGGGACCACUCUCUCCCUCUCACCACUUGCUUUUGCUUCCUGUCUCAGGGGAGUUUUUCCUUUGUAUGGCUGCUCUCAGAUCUUGCUGAGCUAGCCAAUCAUUGGAAGGAUUUCUUAAAAGAUGCUUUCUUCCAUGCUGAAGGGCAGAGCAAGAUCAAUGGGUGGAAGAGCAGAAAAGCUGAUGUCAGCUCAAAUUAAGGGAAAAGCUUCUAGCCAUCGAAGCUGCCCAGGAGAGGCAUGGACCACCAUACAUGAGUGAGCUCUCCAUCCUAAAAGGGAGUUCUCCAUAUGGCUGGAGGUGAACAUCCCAGGUCCUUAAUUUGGGAUUCUCACAACUGGGCUAGGUCAAUGAUGGCUUUGUCUCCUUGACAUCUAACAUUGUCCUGUGGCCGCCACACGCUACCCAAAAGGGCAGCGAUCCUCCUGUGAGAGUGGCCGUCAUGUAGUUGUGGGACUGGGUGGGAGCAAGUGGAUCAAUCUCAUGUCUUCAGGGGGAAAAAGUACCUUAAUUAGGGGUCUUUUUUAUCUUCCAACAAAUAGUUGAGCUAUUCUUGGAAUUCACUCAUCUCUGAAGAGGUUCUAAAUUACUAGAACAGGGGUUUUAUCAACUUAUUUGUCUUAGAAAUCCAAUUUUUACUAGGAAAUUAUCCUUGUUUCUUAUAUCAAUAUCUAAAUGCCUUUGUCCUUAGCACAACACAUAUGAUCCAGUCCUUUAGUAUUUCCAGUGAUAACUUUCCUGGGUGGGACCUUCUGAUGACUCUCUCCCUCCGGGCAUGCCUCCUCCCCCUUUCUUGGCCCCCCAUUGCUUCAGCCUCUCCUCUCCGUUAUCUGCCAUCUCCUUGUCCAUCCUCUCCCUGUUCCCUUAAAUGGCCAUAAUGCAGAACUGAAAUUUACAUUUUCAUACUGCUUUUUUCCCCCUAUGUACUAGAUUGCCGCAUUCUCUGCUCUGAAUUUUAAAAUUAAAUGAAUUAAAGCUGUUACAUGUUUUUCUCACAAAAUCAACAAAGCUCCAAACAGAAAUAGUUUUCUUUUUUACUUUCACUUACUUAAGAAAGAAAUUGUGCCCCCUUGCAGCCUAGGCGAAGGCCAUUUAAUGCAGUGGGCCCUGCCCAUCCUCACGUCGACUUGCAUUUCUCCCCAUAGAAAAGGAAUAGUAUAAAAGAGGUGACGCUAAAAAAAAAAAAAAAUGUUGUAAACCCGGCCACUAGAGGGAGCCAGUUCAGUUCAUUAAAGGCAUGUUGAGCGCCCACUACCUUCCAGCUAAUCUGGAACCGAGAUGAGCAAGGCCUGUGCUUGCCCUCGGGGAGCUACAGUGUGAUGCUAGCGCUCAGAUCUGUCCCUUUGCCUUACUUCUCGGUCCAGGGUUCUUGGAGUUUGGUUUUUUCUUCAUUUCCUUCAGUAUGCAUCAUUUACUUAUCUUCAAAGUGUUGAGCAUUCAACACUCUUUUUCCUUUACAAAGAUUGGCCUUACAGAGGGAUGAAAAAUGAGAGACACUAGCUUAAUUUAUUUUCAUCAAGUUGUGUGGCAGAGAGAGAAAUCUAGAGGUUACUAGUACCUUUCUAAACUAGUGGCGCCCUGUUUUUUUUUAAUGGAAUCAUUUUAGAAUUGGAAUAUCAGUUUUCUAAUGUGGAACACAUAAAUAUAAGUGGUAAAAAGAAACGUGACUUCUCCUAAAACAGGCUAAAUAACCAAACCUGAGGGAGCCCAAAUUAGCCUGGCAGGCGGAGGCCAACAUUGGAUCUUUGCCAUGUGAAACAUUUUUAAUACAGCUUCGAUGGGAAGUUAGACGCCUUACUGAUAAAAUUGGUGGAUGGCACGAAUUUGGAGAGCUAAUGGCUUGAGUGACAGGUUCUGGAUCCGAAAAGAUCUAGGAGACUAGAACAAAACCUGGAUCUUAGAAAUUCACCAGGGAACAACAUGAAGUCCUCCCUUUGGAUUGAAAAAUAAAUAAAUAAAAAGUAUACAAGUUCAAGAUGGGAAAGAUGUAAGAGUUUCAGUUGACUAAGCUUACUGUGAGUCAAGAAAGUGGGAUGGAACCACCCAAAGAAAACACAGGGGGGAAAAAAUGAGACAUUUAGGCUACAGAAGGAGAAAACAUUGGUGAGAGUCAUACCAUAUUAUAUUUGCUAUUGUCGGAAACUUUAAGAAUGUUGAUAACGUUUAGCAUUCAGAUGAGCAUGCUCAAUCCUGAUGAGGGGUGCAGACUAUUAAAAACAGUGACAAGGACUUCAUGAGAGUAUUUAGCUUGGAGAAAAAGAGACUUGAGAUAGCUCUGCAGAAGAACCAAGAGCCUUCAGAAGGCUCUGUGGUCAGCGGUGACUGACCAGUCACUGGGAGGUCUCAGCAGAGGCUGAAUGGCCAUCUGUCAGAGAUGCUGGAGAGUGCAUUCCAGCACCCAACUGGAGCCACAUGCUUUUAAGAUCCUUUCCAAGUCUGGGCUUUGGUAACUCUCUCAGUAGUACAGUUUUAAGUGAUCCGCCUGGCCUGGAAUGGCAAGUACACAGCAGAAGUUAUUUCCCAUUUCUCUGCCGUUUUGAACCCAGUCUGGCCCUCCUCCCCUGAGCUGAAUGUGGCCUCACACCUCAAAGAACCACUAGCAGAUUGCUCAGAGCUGCCCUGUCUGGUCCUGCUUCACAGAUCUGUAACCAAACGUCCUGAUGGCUAGUUCCCUGCCCAGGGUCACACAUCUUGAUCAGGGCAGAGCCUUGACUAGACUAGGACCCUCCAAAUAGCAUCUCUCUCUCUCUCAACUCGCCUUGCUUUCCUGCACCUUUGCCGGAGCGAAGUUAUUGUCUCCACCCUGAACCAUCCCACGCUCCUGGUUCUAUUCAGUGUGACAGUGGGAGACUUCCAUUGUGCUGAGGAAACGUGACCACUGGAGGGGGGGAGCUUCCAGCCAGCUUUCCCAGCAUCUUCCAGACGUUGAGCCCUUUGCCUCACUGAGAGGAAAGCCAUUCUGUUACAUAACUAACUUCCACCUGCCUUGAUCCCCAGAUCCCCAGGCUCAGUUUGACAGAAGGAUAUACUUUGUUAUAACUUAUUAUUUUGUUCUUUGUAAAUACAAGAUGUCUAUAGGAAAUGUGUAUUCUGAACUCUAUUGGCAGAAUGAGUCACUACACCAAAAUAGUUCUAUUAUUUAGAAUAUGUUAAUUUUAAAGGGACCUUAUAGGUAUUUAUUUACAUAUGCGAUCCACAUUUGUGUAAAAUCAUUUGAUCCUACUAACCCAGCUACCUGGAAAGUUGCUACACGAUGUCUUAUUCUAAGUCCAUACUUAGAAUUUAGUAUACUGAUUAGUCAAAUUCCUUGGGUUUUAAAAUCGAAUAUAAAUUACUCUGCUUUUCGACUCGUUCAGGGGUUUUUCACCCUGGCAUUGUACCUGAAACAGGUCUGUCUGGAUUGCCACCUUUCCAUCUUAAAUAUUAUAUUUGCUCAUAUAAUCCGCCCUCUCCUCAUCCCCGAACAUUUGGCAAAGGAAAUACGAGAGCCUUUCUCGUCCCUUCUGUGUGUGCGGCCUCAUUGGUUAGACCCAGCAGCAGUAAGGGCGCGGCUUGGUGAGCGCUGCCGAGGAGGCAGGGCGGCGGCAGGGCCGGGGAGGGGCUGGAAGGGUGGGGAGGGGCUGGAAGGGACGGGGAGGGGCUGGAAGGGAGGGGAGGCGUUUCCCGCUCUGCCCACGCCUCCAGGGUCCCCAAUGGGACUGCUGGGGCGGAGCUCUGAGUUGUCCUGGCAACUGCACAGCCCGGAGCAAGGAACCCUCUGAUGCUCCAGCGACUCCAUGUCACCCUUGUGGUGUUAAAUUAUUGUUUAAGGAGGAUAGAAGGUGAAUUAUGUGAGUAAAUACAGUCUGUUUUCUCUUCAGCCAAAAUGACAACUAUUUUUGUGUAUGACUAAUUUAUUUUUAUUACUGUAAAAAUACAAUAAACUGGUUAAAAGAUCA